CAUACGUACCGUUUUUAUACGAUCAAUUGGAUGUAAGAAUAUCAUUUGUAGUACAAUGGGAGGUGAGGACUCAAAACCAGCGCCACCGCCGAAACCACAGCCGACACCACAACCGGCAACACGGGUAGUAUAUCGAGAUCCACCUCGUGCAAAAACGCCUCCACUGACCUCGACGCCUUGGCGAGCUAUGAAAGAAAAAUGGGGACCAGGUUUUAGCCAGAAGCUACAAGAUGAAACGAAAUCAAUAAGCAUUGAAUGCGGCGACGUGAAAAAGCCAGGUCUUCUGUUGCUUGGGCCUAUCAAAGCGGGCAAAUCAACGUUCAUCAAUUCAAUUUUCAGCAUUGGCAAAGGGAGGCUGGUAAAUAAGGCAUACACUGGAUCGGCAAAUAAAAGUUUUACAGUAUCAUUUACUAGAUACAGAGGAACUGGCUUAUUGAAGAAUUUUCGUCUCUGUGAUACAAUGGGUGUAGAGGACGACGAAGAAGAAGGGUUUCACGUUAGUGAUAUAGUACAUUUGAUAGAGGGACAUAUCCGCGAUAACUACAAGUUCAAUCCACGCUCGGCCCUAACUUCAAAAGAUCAUGCUUAUAACCCUUGUCCAAAGCCAGAGGAAAAAAUACACUGUGUUGUUUUUGUAAUUGAUGCCUUAGUGCUGUCGUCCGGAUCCAUAUCGAAUGGGAUGAGAAGGAAAAUUCACCAUUUGCAAGAGGAAAUAAGAAAACGUGACGUCCCACGUGUACUUGUCCUAACUAAAGUUGACUUGCUUUGUCAAAAGGUUGCUGAAGAUAUUCGUAACAUCUUCAGUAGCACGAAAGUCCAGAAGGCGGUGAAAAAGGCGUCAGAAAUAUUCGCCAUACCAGAGUCAAAUAUUCAUCCCGUGAAGAACUACGAAGGUGAAAUCGAAAUUGACCCACUAAAGAACAUCCCACUGCUGCUAGCCUUGAGGCAGAUUAUUCACUUUGCAUCUGAUUAUCUAGAGGAAAACGAUCAUGAUUCGGACUGAAAGUCGUAAUAUUUUCACACACACUUGUAAAAGUGCGGUAGACUUGGCGGAGUACGAAUAAUCGUUGUAGAUUUAGUGUGAUAAAACAUAUUAUAUACAUUUCCUGUUGAACGAAAGAGAAAACAUUUUACUCAAUUUUGGUUUUAUAAACAUAGGUUGAUUGAUAAAGUUGAUAUAGUAUGUCUGUCUGCUUUGAGCAUAUCCUGCUUUGUAGUACUUUUCAUAACCUAUACACCAUAAAGAACAGAACAGAAAAGAAGCUAUUUAACGGAUAUACGUACAUUUAUUUUACAGGAAAAGCUAUUAUAGAUAGAUAGAUAGUUAGAUAGAUUUAUUCAGGUGUAAGAUCAUAUAUACAAUUUAAAAUUACAAAUAUCGCAUUAAGUAAGAUCAGUUUUGUAAGAUAUAUAAAACUAAGCGAACAAAUUCUAAAACUAACAUGUGACUUACAUUCACGUAAUAUUGCUUAAACACAGAUAAAAAAUACGAAUAGAUAGUUUUAUAAAAGUUAUAAAAAAGACAAUGAUUUAAUAAUAAUAAAAAUCAUAAAAACCAUAUCAUUAGUCUUUAAUUGACUCUAGUGCAAGCGAGAUAGCUAAUUCUAAUUGACGCCGUGCAUUUAUUCAGCUUCUUCAUGUCGUUUUGUUAUUUGCCUUUAUUUGUAAUGAUUUGACAUAAGAUUGGUGUGUUCUUUGUUUGUAGCGAGAGUGUGAAAUUUAAACAUAACAUUAUAGCGUCAACCAAUAUAAUACCAAUACAUAAGAAAUAAUGUUGGGCACAAUUUCAUACAUACAAAACUGGGGUUUCCUCUGUCUGGGGUUUCCUCUGUUAACUCUUCAUAAUGGCCCUUCUAUUUGUGAAUACUCUGUGAAAGGACAAGGACAUGUCCAGCUUUUUGAUACAUGUUUUGGAGGUAACUCUGCAGAACCUCAUACCAAUUUACAGUAUUAAGUCGUGCUGGAUAUACCCAAUCACAAUUACAGCCAAAAAGACCUCAUAGGAAAUUCAUGUGAAUAUAAAUGUAUAUACAAGGGUAAUUCAAUAAUUUCUGUUAUUGGUCCUCGUAUACCUAAAUUAAAAAUAAGAUCCAAACAGUUUUCACGUCAGACCUUCAAAGUAUUCUCUCUGCAUAGAAACACCUUUCCUCUUUCUCCUCUUACUACCCCUAUCUCCCGUUCCUUCCCAUUCCCAUGCAAUUGCGCCCUCUUGCAUUUGCACCCCCUCUCCUUUUCCUUUUCCUAUGAGAAAGUUAUCGUGUCCACCAUAAUUUUGGCCGCCGGCCGUCCUUAGGCGGUACUCGGCUGUUUAAAAACCCUCAAUAUAUGGCUUUGGCAGUGUUGGUUUAAUUUUGCUCAACUGGGAAAACUCUUAUCUUGCAAUGAUGUACUGUUGAUUGUUUUAGUCUCUACAAUUUGCUUUUAUGGUUGUGAUCAUACCCUUAUAUUCUUUUUAUGAUAUGAACCUAAUAUAAUUUGUUGUUUAUGUUUGCAAUUUCUUAACAUGUGUUUUGUAUUAGGCAUGUUUUAUUUAUAUUAUAAAUAUGUACUAGUUAUAUCUUAAAUCAAUAGCGGACUGUGAUAUCAGAUUACUUACGCAACAUUUUAAUUAUGGAACCACUUCUUUUCGCAGGUCUUUGUUUGUUCGGUUACAGAGCUUGACUUUGUCGGGGCAAAUACCUUUAUAGUUAAUUUUGAGUUUAUACCUUAUCCGACAUAAAAUCUUGUUGAUUUAAGGCCUCCGGUUAUAGAUAUCUAAAACACGUUUGUUUUCAUGAACAGCUGAAAAUAAAAAAAGAUACCGGAAUCGUAAAGCCAUUGCAUAUGAAAACAAUACAUUUAGUCUUCGUAUCAUGUUUUUUUUUAAUAUAAGAAUAGCGAAAAUACACAUUUGUUUUGUGUAUUGAUGCCUGCAGAAGCUCGUGUGUGUCGUUUUGACAUGGUUUAAGGCAUGUAAUAAUGUAGGUGUAUAGCCUAAGUUUCAUAUACAACCAUUUUUUCUAGAGCUGUUUAACUUUUAUUUCAGCCGUACGUUAAGGGUUUACAUGGACUAAUACAUUGUUUCAACUUUAUACCAACAUUUUUCAAGAUUUCAUGCCAUUUUCAGUUAUAGAUAUCAGCGCGUAUACUUACCCCUAAAAUAGCUUUUGCGAUAUAAUUUUCAAAGGUUUUCACCCUGAAUCUUAAUGAUGUAAAUACAUACUUCCAAAAACAUAUCCAAAAAGAGUGAAAAUAAGAUAAUUUUGUGUUUCAUUCAACUAAAUUAUGUCAUUUUGUACCAAAAUCAAAUCAAAAUACCCUAUA
Messenger RNA from Mercenaria mercenaria, 3303 nucleotides. Its product is annotated as interferon-induced protein 44-like. The transcript is spliced from 6 exons. The coding region runs from base 56 to 1003 and encodes 315 amino acids. The record is from RefSeq and is a predicted model, not a curated record. Gene Ontology annotation, molecular function: GTP binding. NCBI's taxonomy places the organism in Eukaryota, Metazoa, Mollusca, Bivalvia, Venerida, Veneridae.